CACAUGACCGUGACGUCAUCACAAGAGUCAGCGUCCACCUCCUCCCACGUAAAGAUGGCGGAUAUUCUGAAGCAGGCGCAGCUGCAGAAGAGUGUUAAAAUUGCCCCAGGAGCAGUUGUCUGCGUGGAAAGUGAAAUUAAAGGGGAAGUCACAAUUGGGCCAAGGACAGUAGUUCACCCUAAAGCUCGUAUUUAUGCUGAAGCAGGCCCCAUAAUUAUCGGAGAAGGCAACCUGAUUGAGGAGCAGGCUUUUAUAAGAAACAGUUUACCAGAAAACAUUGCAUCCGACUCAGAAGAUGUGGAGCCAAAAACGAUGAUCAUUGGCACCAACAAUGUGUUUGAAGUUGGUUGCUAUUCUCAAGCAAUGAAGAUGGGAGAUAACAAUGUUAUUGAAUCCAAAGCUUAUGUAGGAAGAAAUGUCAUACUAACCAGUGGCUGCAUAAUUGGUGCUUGCUGCCAGGUGGACACUUGUGAGGUUAUCCCUGAGAAUACUGUCAUAUAUGGAUCUGAAUGUCUACGCAGAGUACAGACAGAGCGCCCCCAGCCACAAACUUUGCAGUUGGACUUCCUCAUGAAGAUUCUUCCAAAUUAUCACCACCUCAAGAAGACCACAAAAAUCAGCAAUUCUUCAGUGAAGAACUAAUGCAUCCUUUUACGAAUUGCCACAUUUAGCUCUGUUCUCUUGUUUCUUUUACACUAUAUAUUUACCAUUGUUUCUCAUGCUAUUUAUUUAUUAGUUUUUUUGCCAUAUGUUUACAUUCUAAAGAUAGAUUAUAGCAAAAAUAUGUAUUAUGGGGCAUCGCUUUCUUCAUUCUAAUAAAACAACUGGUAAUA
Messenger RNA from Bufo gargarizans (Asiatic toad), 833 nucleotides. It is a transcript of the gene DCTN6, whose product is annotated as dynactin subunit 6. NCBI's taxonomy places the organism in Eukaryota, Metazoa, Chordata, Amphibia, Anura, Bufonidae. Bases 4 to 642 code for a protein of 212 amino acids. Gene Ontology annotation, molecular function: dynein complex binding. Gene Ontology annotation, cellular component: dynactin complex. The transcript is spliced from 7 exons. Gene Ontology annotation, biological process: mitotic spindle organization. The record is from RefSeq and is a predicted model, not a curated record.